AUGACCCUGGACCCCACCCCACCCACUACUACCUUUACGAAACACCCUCAUUAUCCAUACUCACCGGCAGCAUCUAUCGCAUCCACCGCCUCUUCAUCCAAUUCGUCCGUUUGGUCUGUGGCAACCGCUUCCUCGAAUGCCACAUCUAUUGCAUCUAGUACUACCACGGAUGGACUUACUGCACCAAACACUGCUAUCAUUACACCUCUUCCUACACGAAGUACUUGGCCCAAGAGUUCUCAUCCUGUCGCCAGGAACCAAACAAGUAUCAAAACAAGCGAUGGAUCACAGCGUCAUCCUCACCCGCCCCCGGUUCCCACUCCUGCGGAGAUUGUACCAAUUGAACAGAGGCAAAACCCACGCAGGACCAAUCGCCUAGUAGAGAGUGUGAAUGCAACGGGGUGUCCCGUGGAUGGUACAUGUCCUCUUCCGCCUGUUCCGAGUCUCCAGCGCCAAGCUGAUCGAAAGGUUAAUUUUGUCGAUAAUCUUGUUGACUCUGCUGCCCAGAUAGUUGAGACUAUAUGGCCGCCUCCAAGACUUGGAGCUUGCGCGGCUGCUUCAAAAGACAAAGUAUUGCCGUUGCGGACUUUUAUACAAGAGACGCUUCGGAGAUCUAGGACUAGUUAUUCAACUUUACAGGUUGCAUUAUAUUAUCUCAUUGUUAUCCGGCCUCAUCUUCCCCCACGCGACUGCGAUAUCAAUAGUAUGCCCCUCGAUGAGGCGCAGUUGAUACGCGCAAAGCAAUGUGGAAGAAGAAUGUUCCUGGCUGCUUUGAUUCUAGCAUCGAAAUAUCUUCAAGAUCGCAAUUACUCGGCCCGUGCAUGGAGUAAAAUAUCUGGAUUGAAUACGCUAGAGAUAAACAUCAACGAAAUGGCCUUUUUGGAUGCAGUCAAUUGGAAACUUCAUAUAUCUGAAACAGUUUUCCAAAAAUGGACGGAUCUUGUACUAAAGUAUACGUCAGACCACACACCGACAUCGAUGUCUCUUUUGAAUGCAUCCCCAUGGGUUGAUGAAGAGGAAAGAAAAAAGGAAUGGUGUGGAUUAAUUCUAACACUUACCCCGGAUUUGACUGAAGUCGAAUCUCCUUCUGGAGGACUAAAGCAUUGCUCGGGGGAUGAAGUUGCUAUGGAAUCUUUUGAUAGGGCAAUGGCAGCACCGCAGUCAUCAGUUCAACCGUCACAUCGGUCAUCGUCGUUGGCACAAUCCUCUAGUCUCGAUACCCCUGCAGCGGGUCUUGUUUCUGGAAAUGGAAUGGCGCCGCCGAUAGCUACUGUUGUGGCCGGUGGUGCUAUGGCUGCUAUGGCAUCUGUUGCCAAUGUUGCGCAUAGUAACAUGAUUUCUGGUUCUCAGGAGAAUUGGUCAUUUAUCACCCGGAGAGGACCUGGGGCGCCACCCAUUGUGGGUGCAUGUCCAUCUCCACGCCGGAAAUCUUCUCUCUCGCACAUGAUUAAGGCUUCAUCACCAGCUCCAGGAUCUCCCAAUGGACAGUUCUUGAGAUCAACUUCAAUUUGUCCUCUUUCAUCUCGCAAGUCACCUAUGUUUGGUUCCAAGAGGCAGAACAGUGAAUUUAAAACUGGCAGCCCUCGAUUGAAUGAAUAUAGACCAUGUGCUUCUCCAAGCUCUCGCGACGCGGCUAUGAGCUUGAACAUGCUAAAGGAAGGUUCCUCGCCUUGUUCUACUGGCAGUACUACACCAACAAGCUUCCCUACUUUGAGCCGGAAGCGCAGUUAUGUCGCAAGCUCACUGGUCUCCGCUGCUGCUGAGGGACAUACUAGUGUUACCCCGAAAUUUAGCUCUCUGUCUGGAUUCGCCUCACCUGCCACUGGCAUGGUAGCUAGUCCAAACAUGGACAGAAGCAAAAGAUUGAGGUGCGCAGUAGCUGGAGGAAAGUUAGGAAUUAUGGAGGGAAUUCCAGUUUCCCAAAACGUCCGAUAG
This is a messenger RNA of Morchella importuna, 1935 nucleotides long. RefSeq lists its product as uncharacterized. The coding region runs from base 1 to 1935 and encodes 644 amino acids. The record is from RefSeq and is a predicted model, not a curated record. Lineage: Eukaryota; Fungi; Ascomycota; Pezizomycetes; Pezizales; Morchellaceae. Gene Ontology annotation, biological process: regulation of cyclin-dependent protein serine/threonine kinase activity. Gene Ontology annotation, molecular function: protein kinase binding; cyclin-dependent protein serine/threonine kinase regulator activity. Gene Ontology annotation, cellular component: nucleus; cyclin-dependent protein kinase holoenzyme complex. The transcript is spliced from 3 exons.